Cotesia congregata is the source of this 1533-nucleotide messenger RNA. NCBI's taxonomy places the organism in Eukaryota, Metazoa, Arthropoda, Insecta, Hymenoptera, Braconidae. The record is from the annotation of a GenBank genome assembly.
AUGAAUUCUAACGUGGAGUUGAUAAUUUUAAAUGAACCUCCAGCACCUAAAUUAAACUACAUCUACCAAGAGUAUGUUCCUACACGAGUAAUAGAACUGAGUGAUUAUAAAGCAAAACUAGACCUUCGGCGCGAGUUUAAUAUAGAUCAUGAGACAGCCGGGACUUCGUCAGAUUCGUCGUACAAAAAAUGUAAUUACAAUCCUUCGCGAUCGUUAUUCAAUAUCGACAAUAAUGUUAAAGUUCCAAAAUUACCAGCUGGUACGAUAAUCGUAAAAAAGGAAGAUAAAAAGCCCAAAUUGCAAUCAAGAAAUGCCAGCAAUAUUGAGUCAAUAAUCGGGAAAAUAAAAUCAAUGAAAAAAAUGGAUAAGACUAAGACAGAAGUACAGCAGCGAGUUCCACUGCAAGGUGUAAAGAAAAAAAAUGACGAUAAUUUCUCAAGGUUGAGACUAUUAGCAGCGAAACGCCGCGGUUGUCGUAAUGAUGGUGGGAUCAAGAAGAAACAAUUGAAGAAAUGCAAUGUACCUCAUAUGAAUACCAGGUCGAUAACUAAAAAACUUUACAAUGUGGGAGCGGCUUAUCAACCGCCAACGGUAAGCGACGAAAUGGAGUGGAAGGAAUGGCCAGUACACGGAAUGCAUGAAAGGCCGAUUUAUCAUCCACAGAUCGGACUAGGAACAGAAUUUUUUGGUCGCUGUUUUGUCAACGCAGACAAUAAUUCCUAUAAGCAAGUAUCCUCGGCGAUUGGUUCAAAUAUGACGAACAACGAGAACCGCUGGCUCUGUAAAAAAAGAACUUAUUCACGUGAUAAAAGAACUAAAAGCAAAGAAGAAAAAACAUUCGCGCAUUACAUGCACGACAGUCUGCACUAUGUCCUGGGUUUCUGCGCUCAAAUAAUGACACCGGAGUACAAAACACUGAUUAAUAAACAAAUAACAAGGAAAUCAGAGACUGUAGAAAAUAUAAUUAGCAAGUCAGAAAAUUCAGUUAAUUUGAAAGCACCUCUUGCUUCUUUGAAAGGAAGUACAUUUUUUCUGCAAGAAGUGAGUUCUACUUCCGGAGAAGUUUCAAAAUUAUCCCCGAAUAAAUUGUUUAUUAAUUUUAAGAACAUAAAAAAUCAUGAGAAACUCCAGCAAGCUUUAGAAAGCGGCUCCAAGAACACUCUGAUUUUGUUAAAAACUACGAUUCCAACGGUAAAAAAAGAAAGAUCAAAAAUUGUAAAACCAGAAGCUUCAAUUAGUGCAAGAACUGAAAAUUUUACAGACGGAAUUGUAGUAAGUGAUAACGCAUUCCAUGGUUAUCAAGAAAAAUAUUUUACUGUCCAAACAAAUAAAACGUUUCAAGAUACAAAUUCUACAGGAGCUAAAGUAGUGGAUUUCGAAUUGUUAAAUGGAAAUUGGAUUAAUGAAUUAAUUGAAGACACUGCCAUGAUUUAUUGCGUUGCUGCUGGUAUUCAUCAAGAUGACUUGAUUAGUUACAUCGAUACUCUGGAUGCCGAUCAAUCGAUUAAUUGGUUAAUGUCUAAGUUAGAGUAA